AUGUAAACUCUAGUGGGUACCAAAAAAGGAUAAAUUUAUCAUCUUGAAAUCAAUAGACCCAAACAAUUGUACAUCUCCCCUAAAAUAUCCUAGGAACGCCAUGUCUGGUCAACUCUUCCAAGAUUUCAAGGCAGCUGUCGAUAUCAUCAAUUAGACUGACGAUGUCCGAGUUGUGGUGCUGACUGGAAGAGGAAAGCACUUCUGUGCCGGUCUCGAUCUCAAAGAAGCUCCACAAAUGUUCCAAGUAUUCUCCUCAUUUCCAUAUUCCCAAGUUUCCAGACGAAUUGGAUUAAGCAAGAAGAUCAAUUAGAAUCUAUGAUCUGAUCAAGGAUUGGCAAUUUGCAAUGACUUCCUUAUCCAGAAUCAGAGUACCAGUAAUCGUAGGCAUUCAAGGAUACUGUUUGGGUGGUGGCAUUGACCUUAUUACCUCUGCUGAUAUCAGAUAUUGUUCGGAAGAUGCAAAUUUCUCAAUCAAAGAAAUUGACAUUGGAAUGUAUAUUCACAUCCAUUACAUUUAUAGGGCUGCUGAUAUCGGAACUCUGUAAAGAUUGGGCGUACAGAAUGCCAACACAUCUCUCUUCAGGGAAUUAGCAUACACAGGCAGAAUGUUUAAUGCUCAAGAAGCUUUACAAUUGGGUUUAGUUAGCAAAGUAGUUAGGAGUGAUUAGUUAAAUGAUGAAAUCUUCAAGCUUGCUGAGACCAUUGCUUCCAAAUCUCCAGUAGGAUGCUAUACAAUUAAAAGCAUUGUGACUAGAGAACAAAACUUAGAUUCACACUUAGAUGUUAUGGCCAGAACAAAUAUGGCCAUGCUUUUCACAAAUGACAUGGCUACUGCUAUUACAGCUUCAAUGACAAAAGGGAAAGCAGAAUUCCCGAAAUUAUGAGUAACAAAUAUUAAGUUCAAC
Messenger RNA from Paramecium octaurelia, 905 nucleotides. The record is from the annotation of a GenBank genome assembly. NCBI's taxonomy places the organism in Eukaryota, Ciliophora, Oligohymenophorea, Peniculida, Parameciidae.